AUGGCACUCGAAGGCCUCUGUUUGCUUAAAAAUGGAAAUCAAAUUGAUGAUUUUAAGUACCCCAAACUUGGUCUGAUGCUAGAUUACAUUAUCCGGCAACAGCCAAAGUUAUUAGAGUCCACUAAUAUUAGAGACCAGAACCUGCUUUUUCCUUCAAACACAUAUGUUGCCAUGAUCAAAUUUUUAAUGAAGUGCUUUGAGUCAGAAUUGGAAAAGAACAAGUCCUUAGAAAGCUCGCCUGAAUUUAUAUCAUCAGUGAAGACAUUUUGUUUGCUCUUGGAACACUCUAUGUCAUUUGAAGGCUCCGUUGAGUUGCACGUCACUUCUUCCAAAGCAUUGCUUAUAAUUGGAUCACAUAUGCCAGAGGUUGUAGCAUUGCAUUAUGCUCUCAAAGUUUCAUGGCUUAAGCAACUACUACUGAAUCAUGUGGAUUGGGACACUCGGGAAUCCAUUGCAUGUUUACUUGGAAUUGUGUCUUCUGCUCUUCCUCUGCCUGCAACAUCUGAUGUUAUUUCGGAAUUGACUUCAAUUUUCAGCCAAACACAUAAGUCGAGAUUUGAGACUCAGCACGGUGCGCUUUGUGCAAUAGGAUAUAUCACUGCAGAUUAUUUGUCUAGAGCACCUAUGCCAGACAUGUUUCUCCGGAAAACACUUAGGUGCCUAGUUGAUGUGGUUAAUUCUGAAACUUCUGCUCUUGCUGCUGUUGCAAUGCAAGCAUUGGGUCAUAUUGGACUGCGUAUUUCAUUACCUCCACUUGAGGAUUCUAAUUCAGAUGGAAUUCUGAUAGUUCUGUAUGAUAAAUUGAGUAAGCUUCUCUUGAGUGACGAUGUUAAAGCAAUACAGAAGAUCGUCAUAUCCAUUGGGCAUAUAUGUGUAAAGGAAUCUUCAUCCUCCCAUAUAGAUAUGGCCUUAAAUUUGAUUUUCAGUCUUUGUCGAUCUAAGGCUGAGGAUGUUCUGUUUGCUGCUGGGGAGGCACUUUCUUUUUUGUGGGGUAGUGUUCCUGUCAGCGCUGACACAAUUCUCAGAACUAACUUCACUUCACUAUCGACUGCUUCAAAUUUUCUGAUGGGAGAUUUAAACUCUUCUGAGUCAAAGCAGUUCCCUAAUGGACAAAGUGAAGAAUACCAUGCUUCUGCAAGAGAUGCAAUUAUCAAAAAGCUUUUUGAUGUGCUUUUGUAUAGUAGCAGGAAAGAAGAGCGAUGUGCUGGAACUGUCUGGCUAGUAUCACUUACAAAGUACUGCGGCAGUCAUCCUAUUAUUCAGAAAAUGCUUCCAGAAAUUCAGGAGGCUUUCUCUCACCUUCUUGGUGAACAAAAUGAACUCACACAAGAGUUGGCUUCUCAAGGCAUGAGUAUUGUGUAUGACCUUGGUGACGAAUCUAUGAAACAAAAUUUGGUGAAUGCACUUGUGAAUACAUUGACUGGGUCUGGCAAACGGAAAAGAGCAAUCAAACUUGUUGAAGAUUCUGAAGUAUUUCAAGAUGGAUCUCUUGGUGAAACUGCUAGUGGAGGGAAACUGAACACUUACAAGGAGUUAUGUAGCUUAGCAAAUGAGAUGGGACAGCCAGACUUAAUUUAUAAGUUUAUGGAUUUAGCAAAUCAUCAAGCUUCUUUGAAUUCUAAGAGAGCAGCUGCUUUUGGCUUCUCAAAAAUAGCAAAGCAAGCAGGGGAUGCUCUUAAGCCACAUUUACGAUCUUUGAUUCCAAGGCUUGUACGCUACCAGUAUGAUCCUGAUAAAAAUGUUCAGGAUGCAAUGGUACACAUAUGGAAGUCACUAGUGGCUGACUCGAAGAAAACCAUUGAUGAACACUUAGAUCUCAUUAUUGAUGAUUUGCUAGUUCAAUGUGGAUCUAGGCUUUGGCGGUCACGUGAAGCAUCGUGUCUCGCCCUUGCAGAUAUUAUUCAAGGACGGAAGUUUUAUGAGGUUGGGAAGCAUUUAAAAAGAUUAUGGUCAGGAGCAUUUCGUGCCAUGGAUGACAUAAAGGAAACUGUCAGAAUUUCUGGCGAAAAAUUAUGCCGUUCUGUAACAUCAUUGACAACAAGGCUUUGUGAUAUCUCUCUAACUGAUAUGUCAGAUGCACACAAAGCAAUGGAUAUUGUUUUACCCUUUUUACUUGCAGAAGGUAUAUUAAGUAAAGUUGACAGUGUUAGGAAGGCAUCAAUUGGAAUUGUUAUGAAGCUUACAAAGCAUGCUGGAACUGCAAUCCGUCCCCAUUUGUCUGAUUUAGUGUGCUGCAUGCUUGAAAGUUUAUCAAGCUUAGAAGACCAAGGGCUCAAUUACGUUGAGCUUCACGCAGCAACCGUUGGAAUUAAAUCAGAGAAGCUUGAAAGUUUUAGAAUUUCCAUUGCCAAAGGUUCUCCAAUGUGGGAAACUUUAGACUCAUGUAUUAAAGUUGUUGAUGCAGAAUCACUGGACACACUGAUCCCACGACUUGCUCAUUUAGUACGAUCCGGUGUGGGUCUUAAUACUAGAGUUGGUGUUGCCAAUUUCAUUACUCUGUUGCUUGAAAGUGUUGGUGUUGACAUCAAGCCAUAUGCUAACAUGCUGGUGAGAUUGUUGUUUUCCGUUGUCAAAGAAGAAAAAAGUACUGCUGCAAAACGCGCCUUUGCAGCUUUAAGUGCUGGUGACAAAAGCUCUCAAAUUGCAUGUGCAUUUCUCUUAAAGAGCUAUUCAUCCAGGGCAACAGAUGUUAUUGGUGGAUAUCAUGCAGUUAUCAUUCCAGUUGUUUUCCUUUCAAGAUUUGAGGAUGACACCAAUAUUUCCAGCCAAUUUGAAGAACUAUGGGAAGAAUAUACAAGUGGUGAACGAAUCACUCUCCAAUUAUACAUAGGUGAAAUUGUUUCUCUGAUCUGUGAUGGCAUGUCAUCAUCAUCAUGGACAAGGAAAAAAAAAUCUGCACAAGCUAUUUGUAAGCUCAGUGAUGUUUUGGGUGACUCUCUUUCUUCUCACUAUGAAGUUCUGCUUCAGUCUCUUAUAAAGGAAAUUCCUGGUCGCCUAUGGGAGGGAAAAGACGUGUUAUUGCUAGCAGUAGGUGCUCUAUCUAAAUCAUGCCAUAAAGCCAUUUCCACUGAUGGUUCUGCCUCUUCCAUUGCAAUUUUGAAUUUGGUAUCAUCAGCAUGCACCAAAAAGGAGAAAAAAUAUCGCGAAGCAGCAUUUACCUCUCUUGAACAGGUUAUCAAAGCCUUUGGCAAUCCAGAGUUCUUUAAUAUGGUUUUUCCCCUGUUGUUUGAUCUAUGCAAUUCACAGCCCCAAAAGUCACCAUCAAUCAGUGAUGCUGCUAAAGCAGAGUUGGACAGUGUUGAAGAGACUUCUAUUCCACAUAACAAAAUUAUAGAUUGUUUGACCUCUUGCAUCCUCGUAGCACAUAUAAAUGAUAUUCUUCAAAAGCAAAAGGACCUAAUGCACAUCUAUGCUGCAUUCCUAUUACCCGAAUAUAAAUGGACAGUCAAAACUACCGCAUUUUUAUCCAUCAAAGAACUUUGUUCAAGGCUCCACAAUGUCAUAAAGGACUCACAUGGAAGUAAUGAACAUGCCAGCAUAACUUCCUUUGUUCAAGAGAUGUUUCAUUCUAUAUCCCCGAAGGUUCUACAUUGCAUAAGUACAAUAAAAAUUGCUCAGGUUCAUGUUUCUGCCUCAGAAUGCCUUCUGGAAAUCAUGAAACUCUCUGUGGUAGUGCCUUCAGUUAUUGCAAUUAAUGAAGAAUUCAAAGAAGAACUCCUUCAUCAGUAUGAGAUAGAGAAGAAUGAAGGGGCAAAAUCAUUCUUAAGAAUGUGCAUAAACAUUCUUCAAGACUGGAAACGAUAG
Vicia faba (fava bean) is the source of this 3804-nucleotide messenger RNA. The record is from the annotation of a GenBank genome assembly. NCBI's taxonomy places the organism in Eukaryota, Viridiplantae, Streptophyta, Magnoliopsida, Fabales, Fabaceae.